Bombus pascuorum is the source of this 2043-nucleotide messenger RNA. It is a transcript of the gene PIG-B, whose product is annotated as GPI mannosyltransferase 3. Gene Ontology annotation, biological process: GPI anchor biosynthetic process. Gene Ontology annotation, molecular function: alpha-1,2-mannosyltransferase activity. The record is from RefSeq and is a predicted model, not a curated record. The transcript has a single exon. NCBI's taxonomy places the organism in Eukaryota, Metazoa, Arthropoda, Insecta, Hymenoptera, Apidae. The coding region runs from base 509 to 1978 and encodes 489 amino acids. Gene Ontology annotation, cellular component: endoplasmic reticulum membrane.
AAACAACAUGGCGUCAACGAAACGCCAUCUGCAUCGAUUACUGGAUACUAUUUCAUAUUUUCGUUCUUCGAAUUAAUCGUGAAACAUCAAAACAGCAAAUAAACAACAAUUUUGUUAUUUAAAUAUAAAAUGAAUCAUCGAUAAUUGCAUGCAAUACGUUUGCUAUUAGCAAAUUUGUCAUUUUUCAAACGAAGGUAACGACAAUAAUUUACUCCUGUUACGGUACAGCAAAUACUUGUAUAUUUUAUUGUUGUAAAUGUAAUUUUUAUAACAUUGUUAUUAACGAUAUCGAUAAGAGCAGAAGGACCUUUGUGAAAACACAAGCGGAUACGAUGCAACAACUUCUAAUGAAAUAAUCAAUUGUCCUUGAGAAGCUAACCUAAAAUCUUACUUUUAUCACAUAUCAUCCUUUUUGUACUUUUAUAGGUGUUAUUUAAGGUAUAUUAUAUGCUUUGCGCAAUAUUUACAGGCAUUCUUAUAUUUAACGAGCUAUUUCAAAACACAAGAGAUGCGUAUAUCGAAGAAAACAAAGGUAUUGUCUUAUUUGAUAGCAUGGAGGUUAAUUUCUGUGUUUGUGGUUCAAACCGCGCAUGUACCGGAUGAAUAUUGGCAAUCGUUAGAAGUUGCUCAUCGUUUGGCAUUUGGAUAUGGAUACGUUACGUGGGAAUGGGACAUGAAAAUUCGCAGUUACAUAUACCCAUUUUUGUUAUCCAUUAUAUAUCAAGCGUUAGCGUCGAUAUCAUUAGAUUAUGUAAUAAUUUUAACAACGGUACCUCGAGUACUUCAAGCAACGAUCAGUGCUUACGGAGAAUACAAAUUCUACGAGUGGUCCAAGAAUAAAUGGGCACUGUAUAGUUUAUGCGUAAACUGGUACUGGUAUUAUUGUGCCACUCGUACAUUGAUCAAUACCUUAGAAACUGCAUUUACCAUGAUAGCUUUAUCGAUAUUUCCAUGGCGUGACAGUAAUAUUAGAAGCAUAAACUAUUUCUGGAUCGUAGGGUUUUUAUGUAUGAUUAGACCUACCGCUGUUAUUAUAUGGUUACCUUUAUGUCUUUAUCAUUUAUGUACAAGUUUAGAAAACAAGUUGACGCUGAUAAGUCGAUACGGUGUAAUAUGUAUUAUCUGUUGUUUCAGUUCGAUAUUAUUGGAUAGUUACUAUUAUGGUACGUUAACUAUUUCUCCUUGGGAAUUCUUUCGUGUGAAUGUACUUUAUAAGGUUGGUGAUUUAUAUGGAACGCAACAUAUAUUAUGGUAUAUCGUGUGCGGAUUACCAGUACUUUUAGGGUGCCAUUACGUUUUAUUUAUAUUAUGUAUUUUUCAAAUAACGAAACAUCCAUCCAGUUUUCACCGUCAAGCAGUCAUGUUAGUCGUUGUAGUUUGGACAUUCGGUAUCUAUUCUUUGUUGGCCCAUAAAGAAUUUCGAUUUUUAUUACCUCUUUUACCAAUGUGUAUAUACAUAUGUACCUCGUGUACAUUCCCUUUGAACGCAAAGUUUAUAAAACCAGCAAGGAAUAUUUUUGUGGGGCUAUUAAUACUGACCAACGUGUUACCUGGCCUUUACUUCAGUUUAGUACAUCAACGUGGAUCGUUGGAUCUAAUGAACCUGCUUCACAAGGAUGUUGUUAACACCGAUAACAGCAGCAUAUUGUUUCUGACUCCUUGUCACGCUACUCCUUUAUACAGUCAUUUACAUACGAACGUAUCUACCAAAAUACUAACUUGCGAACCUGAUUUUACCAAUAAUAUGAGCUAUAUGGACGAAGCCGACACGUUUUUUGCAAAUCCGAUGCAGUGGCUCGAUGAAAAUUAUAGCAGUGACAAACGUACUACAAUACCUAAUUACGUAAUAUCGUUCGAUCAUAUUGUACCGAAAAUACGCCGAUUUUUGAAACAUUACCGAUUGUGGUCGCAAAUUUUUUAUACGCAUUUUCCACAAUCGAAUUAUGGAAAAUAUAUUUAUGUGUAUAAGCGUAAAUGAGAACUCGGUGAACGAAAAUAUGUAUUUACUUUGUUAUGCUAGUAAAUUAUUCUUUACUCUCGUUA